Phacochoerus africanus (Common warthog) is the source of this 6159-nucleotide messenger RNA. It is a transcript of the gene SLC19A1, whose product is annotated as solute carrier family 19 member 1. Lineage: Eukaryota; Metazoa; Chordata; Mammalia; Artiodactyla; Suidae. Gene Ontology annotation, biological process: folate transmembrane transport. The record is from RefSeq and is a predicted model, not a curated record. The coding region runs from base 2112 to 3791 and encodes 559 amino acids. Gene Ontology annotation, cellular component: plasma membrane; basolateral plasma membrane; apical plasma membrane. Gene Ontology annotation, molecular function: folic acid binding; folate:monoatomic anion antiporter activity. The transcript has 6 exons.
CCUGGUGACGGGUGGGCGCUGGGGCGCUCGCGGGCAUGCAGGAGCGAUCAGCCCCACGUGCAGCCUCGGCGCUCGUGGGAACCUGGCGCGUGCUCUGAGACUCUGUCACUUUCGGAGCCUCGCGUAUGGGAAGCCCCCGGUGCCUUUGUGGUCUUCUGCCAAGCCCUUGUUUCCUGCGCCUGGUCUCUAGUUGGGAACAACUUCCCCUUGGAGUAGCUUUUGGCUCGGUUGGAGCCCAGCGCUGGAGGUGGUCCAGGGCAGUGGGGCAGCUACGCCUCUGUCUGCAGCUCUUGUCCUGGAGAGUCCAGGGAGUGGCCAGGCACACACAUGGGUUGGUGGUAUUCCUCACCCCACUGGGGUCCCAGCCGCAGGUCUCAGGGGACAGGUUAGAAUUUGAGCUGGCUGCGAAAUUCAAAACGCAGCAGGAAGGAGCUGUUGUCCACGCUGCCCAAAGGAAGCCCUGCAAAGAGGUGACCAGGGAGACUGGGGGGCCUCCACAAGCCAGAUUGAAUCAGCGGAACCACCGCUCUCUGCAGGUCGGGGAGCUGGCUGCCCAGGCCCCAGGGCUCCUGGCUGGGGCUCACCCCCUGCUGGGCUGGACUGCCUGGCUCUGCGUCUUUGUCCCCUUGUGUUGGCACGUUGCUUACACAGAGGGAGGGCUUUGGUGGGUUCAGUAUCCCCGCGUAUUAGAGUGUCUGUGCUGGGCAGAGCUGACCAGCGCCUCCAGAGGGGCUUCAUGUCCACAGUGGUGACGGAGCAAGGAUUUUAUUUUACUCUCUGGAGCGCAGAGGCUUGUCCCCUGAUCCGGGAGGGGCACAGGGCUUUUCUCUGUGUAAAACUCUGGCAGGUGUUAGCCUGCUCCGGGCAGCUGGGGCCAAAUGGCAAACCAGAGGUGGUGUUUGCUGUUGUUUUGUUUGCUGGGAGGACGGAGCAGGGGGAGCAGCUGGUGCCCCACCCCCCAGGGCAGGUGCCAGUCGGGUGGUCAGGGGGUCUGGGAACCACAGCCUUCUUCUGAAGGUCCUCGGUCCUCGUCCUCGCCACGACCCCCGGCUGGCCGUGCUGCCUUCUGUGCCCUGCCACCCGCUUGCCCUGCGCUCAGGCACCCCCCUCGUUUGCCUUUUGCGCUGUUUCUGCGCCGCGAGCAUGCGUCCCUCUGCCUCCCCUCCCCGGCCUGAGUGUUUGGAGGGAACGUUAGUCUUAGCGGUGGCAGCUGACCGCCUCACCUGUGCGUGCUGGUGAUUAAGCUGGAAGAAAUGAAGAGCGUGAGCCCCGACGCCGACAAACCCGGAGCGCAUCAGCCCGGCCUCGCUGGGGAGAACCAGGCUUUUGCAUCCCCUGUCCCCGUGCCCAGCCCGGUGUGGCACAGGUGGCCUCUCCUGCCCAAGGCCCCGCUUCCUGCGUGGCGGUCGUGCUCCUGGGAUGGCCGAGCCCCUCCUGAGCCUGCCGUCCAGCCAGUGGGCGCACGAACUGGCAGCCCUCGGCCUGUUGGGAGGUAUUGGAAAGCGCGGGCGGCCCUGCAGGGAGAGACGCUCGUUCCCACAUCCCAGGGCGGCCCUUUAGUUAAAAUGAGUGCUAUGCUUACACUGCACGCGGUGGUCUCUCAGUGACGAGGUGCCAGCGCCUCGAGGCCUGGCCCUUCUCUCUCCUGUGAGGCCUCUGGUGGCCUUUCAGCCAGUUCUGCCCUGGGGGCGCCACUCUUGGAGGGAGCCCGAGGUGCUGGUGCAGGGGAGGCCCGGGCUGUGCGCCCCCACCGAGAGCCUGGAGGAGGGCUUUGUGUCGGGGAAGGGCUAGGUUUUCCAGCAGCGCUCGGGAGAGCAUGAGGCCGAGAUGGACGUGGCCACCUCCGAAGGGAGCCUGGAAGGGUCUGGACCCACAGUGCUGCUCGGCGCCGCUGGCCGCGCCGGGGAGGCUGGGCUCCAGGGCGCACCGGGCUGGCCACGGGGCAGUGAGGCUCUCCUAGGACCGGGCAGCUGCUUCCGUCCCAGAAGCCAUGGGCGUCCAGGAAGUAGAAACGAAGACAGCAGUUUGUUUGCCUGGCGCUGGAGUCUGAGACGUCUGUCCGGGGACUCAGGGACACCAGGUCCCGCAGCGCCGCCAGGGUCCCGGGUGGCAUGGAGCUGCCUGGCCCAGAAGGGGAGAAGCAGGCGUCUGUGGAGCCCCGGCCGGGCGGCAGGCUGCCGUCCUGGUGGUGCCUGGUCUUCUUCCUCUGCUUCUACGGCUUCCUGGCCCAGAUACGGCCCGGGGAGAGCUUCAUCACGCCCUACCUCCUAGGCCCCGACAAGAACUUCACGCAGAAGCAGGUCACCAACGAGAUCACGCCGGUGCUGUCCUACUCCUACCUGGCCGUGCUGGCGCCCAUCUUCCUGCUGACCGACUACUUGCGCUACACGCCCGUGCUGCUGCUGCAGGGCCUGAGCUACGUGUCGGUGUGGCUCCUGCUGCUGUUCGGCUCCACGGUGCUGCACAUGCAGCUCAUGGAGUUCUUUUUCAGCAUCACCAUGGCCGCGCGCAUCGCCUACUCCUCCUACAUCUUCGCGCUCGUGCCGCCCGCCCGCUACCAGCGCGUGGCCGGCUACUCGCGCGCCGCGGUGCUGCUGGGCGUCUUCACCAGCUCCGUGCUGGGCCAGCUGCUGGUCACGAUGGGCAGGGUGCCCUUCUCCACGCUCAACUACGUCUCGCUGGCCUUCCUGCUCUUCAGCCUGGUCCUCACGCUCUUCCUGAAGCGCCCCCAGCGCAGCCUCUUCUUUAACCGCAGCGCGCCCGCCGCCUGCGAGCUGGACCCCAUGCGCCCGGGCGGCGGCCCCGCGGUGGCGCGGGCGGCCCGGCGGGACUCGGUGCUGGCGCGCCUGCUGGGGGAGCUGGCCCGCGCCCUGCGGCUGCCGCAGCUGCGCCUCUGGUCGCUCUGGUGGGUCUUCAACUCGGCCGGCUACUACCUGGUCGUCUACUACGUGCACAUCCUGUGGAACGUGGUCCACCCCACCGCGGACAGCUCGCGGGUCUACAACGGCGGCGCGGACGCCGCCUCCACGCUGCUCGAUCCGCUGGGCGCUGUGGGCGAAGCUGGUCAUCGCCGUGGUGACGGCCGCGCAGGCGGGGCUCGUCUUCCUCAUGUACAGCACGAGCAGCAUCUGGCUGUGCUACGGCGCCUUCGUGCUCUUCCGCGGCGCCUACCAGUUCCUGGUGCCCAUCGCCACCCUCCAGGUCCUGCGUCUGAGGUCACGUCUUGGGUAGCCCUGCAGCCCUUCCUGGUCUCUCCCGCUGCCACUGCUGGACACUGUGGCCCCCAGCCCAGGAGUGGCCCGGUGACCCAGCUCGCCUCUGCGUGGGGGGAGCCCGCCCCCAAUGCCCUUGUGUUCGUCACACCCUUGGGGACACUCCUGCACCUCCCUAGGGACGGCCUGAGAGCUGCCUAUCGACCCCCCUGUGCCUUCCACAAUCUUCCCUGGCCCACGUCCUGCUGGCUCCCAACACCCUGUGUGUACCCUUGGAACCAGAGCUCUCAGGAAACUGCAAACUCACACCAUGUGUUCACCCUGGACACACACCCACACCACAUGGGCCCUCACUACACACGUAACACGCACGGGCACCUGCACUCAGCAGGUGGGCCCGUCCCCGUCCCCGGCCGUUUGGCCCUGGUUCCUCUCUGUGCCCUGUCCCCAGGGGGCCCUCCAGGCCUGACAUCCAGGGCGCAGCCUCCCCCUUCCCUCCCCCCCACUCUGCGGUCACACCCACAUCACAACAUCCGUCCCCGCCUUGUGUUGAGCUUGAACGGUGUCCUGGGCUCCUGACCCUCUGUAGCUGUCCCCUCAGUGUGGCAGCCUGACCCCGGGCACCGCGAGACCCUCUUUAGGCCCCACCUGCCCUGGGCUGUGAGAGCUGCGAGCCAAGCCGGCGUCCUUUCUUCCCUGCCCCUCAGGCCCGGUGCCGCCUGGAGCACAGCUGGCCCUGCCGGGGUGACGUCUGCUCCCCGCAGCCACGGCCACCUUUCCCGACUCCCCUCGCGUGGCCAGGGCCUGGCCUUUGUGCAGACUGGACGCUGUGGCCUUCCCUCCUCUCUGUCCCCUCCUCACGCUUUCUCGGCCUCUUCUGUCACUUUCUGUCACCCUCUUCUGACGAUUCUGGAAAGGGCGCCAGGCCCAUUGGUGCUUUUCUCUCACUUCUCUCAGGAGUGUCCUUGUUAAUUGUGAAAACCAUACGUGCUCAUGGUGAAAAGAUCUAAUACAAAGCAGAAGAGGUCACGUGUGACGCGGAGAAGGACAAAUGUGACGCGGAAAGAUGUGAAGAAGAGGCAGACGGCCCCCCAGUCGCCGUUGCUGACGUGUGGGGUCGGGCUGACGGGAGCCAGCCUGGGGUCACUCUGCACCCUGGCCCUUUAAGCUCGGGGCUCUGGGUCCAGAGCGGGUCGCAGGCGGGCCGUGCUCUUGGCGAUGAUGCGUCUCCGUGUCUUCCCGUGGCGGUCACGUGGCGAGCGAGACCCCCCCUCCCCUUUCUCCCCAGAUUCUGACAGUGGCAUUGGGUGGGUCCUAGAAGGGACUGGCAGGUCAGAGGGCCUGCGCUUUAGAGGGGGCUCUUGAGAUGUUGCAGACGCCGGCCAGGCAGGCGUGCGGUGCCCGAGGGUGGCAUGGGCCAUUCGCUUUUCCUGAAGGACAGCGGGCUGCCUGCUGCCCAGCGUCGUGGCCAGCUUCUGUCUGUGGGUUCUUCCUGCUGGGGUUCCUGUCACCGUUGUCAUGGGCAGUGUGCUCACAUCCACCGUCCGUGAUAGCACAACCAAAAGUGGGCCGGCCGCUCACCGCCCUACAGCCGAUAGGGGGCGGCUGGUGGAAAGGACAGGUUGCUUCAUUCUGGAGGCGGCCGCCGCGGGAGGUGGACGUGUGUCCCCAGGCCGCCCCCCACUGACAGCUGGGGGCAAGAGCUUUUAUAGGCGGAGGGAGGGCCGGCCGUUCGGUGGUCUGAGCAGCAUCAUUUACGUGCUUAGUCUUCAGUGCUGGGGUCUGUUUGUUCCCAUUUCUUGGAGACCAGUUCUUGGAAUCACGGCAGCUCAUGUCACGACUGCAGUCUGGUCAUCACGCAGUUAACUUUCACCUGCUGGGCUGUCGGUCUCUGCAGCAGCUCGAGGACUUGGCUCAGAGUGCGGUCCAGAGCCCCUGAGGAGGAACUCAAGGUCCUUGACUUUGCUUAAUGACUAAACCGUUGGUGCUCGGGUCUUGUUUGUCUUCCUUCGCUUCUGCACUUUCUCCCUCGCUAGUUAAACUCACUCUUGGGCCAGAGGUUCCCACGCCCCAGAGGCCAGCGGGGGGCCUGGCGGGGAGGAGCCUGCGCUGCUUCCCUAGGAGCCUCUUCACCAGCCGUGUUACCCGCUGUUUGCCUUUGAUCCUGCCUGCGGAGGAGCGCAGGGAGCACCCUUGGAGCCGGUCCUGUGGGGGGCGCGGCGCUCUGGCGCUCUGCCUGCGCGGCGGGGCCUGGCCUCUCCCGGGACUUCCUCCGCCGCCCGGACCGUAGGGCUGAGCGCUCUUCUCGCAGCCCGUGUGCCACCGCGUGACCGCUGUGCCGGCCGUGAUGGCUGUGAUGCCGGCCGUGACCGCUGUGCGGGCCCUCCCCCGCCCCCCCACCAACUCGCCCCAGCAGAAGCUCCUUGGCCUUGGUCAUUCUCUUUAAAGGCUUUUGGGGUAUUUUUGUCCAUUUCGUCCUCAGAACUUUAGAAGCCUCUUGUCUGGUUAAUUUUUUGAAGACGCUUAGGGCUUUGAGUUGCAAGUAGGUUCGCAUGUGCAUUUCUUGGCGGGGCGCGGGAGGCGCCGAGCGCAUCCAUUGCUCCCCUCUCCUUAUUCGUUUCGAGGUUCUUUCCCUCCUUUGCUGAGUCACUUAACCACGAAGGACUUUAAAUCGGGAAUUUUCCUCCUGCUCUGUCGGCUGGUGGUCGUGUUAAUUCCCUGCUCUCGGGAGGACCACUGCGGAGAGUCCUGUGACGAUGUGGGAACGCUGACCCGCAGUCCCCCGAGACUGACUGUCCCCCAAGACUGACUCUCUUCCGGGGGGCGGGGGUGGCUUUUCGCUCCUGUGCCUCGGGGUGGGAGGGGCGCCUGCUCAGAGCGCGGGGGGCGGUGCUCCCCCGGCCCCGCCCCCGGGCCGCCCGGCCCCGCCCCCGCCUCAUCUCGCCUU